Messenger RNA from Cavia porcellus (domestic guinea pig), 1646 nucleotides. It is a transcript of the gene Tma16, whose product is annotated as translation machinery associated 16 homolog. The transcript is spliced from 7 exons. The record is from RefSeq and is a predicted model, not a curated record. Gene Ontology annotation, cellular component: nucleus. Lineage: Eukaryota; Metazoa; Chordata; Mammalia; Rodentia; Caviidae. The coding region runs from base 167 to 781 and encodes 204 amino acids.
GGAUGUAUUACGCGGCGCACUCGCCCCUCCCCUUCCGGUCGGGGCCACUCGGCGUCUGUAGUUCCACGUGUGCUCGCUUGGAGUGAGGCGGGAGAGUCGUUGCUCCUGGUUUUGAGUUUGUGGGGUCUGAAGUGCGGAGAUCCUCCGUGGCCUCCAGGACGUCAGCAUGCCUAAAGAACUCAUGGGUAGAAGCCCAGGACAAGAAAAAAAAAUCAUCCAUCCAUACAGUAGAAAAGCUGCUCAGAUUGCGAGACAUGCCCACAAACUAGAAAAGAAGGAAAGAUUGAAGCAUGAAAAGGCCUUACGUCUCAACCUUAUUAGUGAAAAACUGCAGUGGUUUCAAAAUGAGCUGGAUCCCCAAAAAGUGAGAUAUUCAAGGAAAGAUGCUUGUCAGUUAGUUGAAAGGUACUUAAAUCGGUUCAGCAGUGAGCUGGAGCAGAUUGAGUUACUUAACAGUAUCAAGGACAGGCAGGGAAGGCGACACCAUUCCCGGGAGAUGUUCAUCAAGCAGACAAUAGAGCGUGAGCGCCAGCAGUACGAAGGCUACGGUCUUGAAAUUCCAGACAUUUUACAUUCAAGUAGCCUGAAAACUUUUAGGGAAUGGGAUUUGGAUCUGAAGAAAUUACCAAACAUUAAAAUGAGAAGACUUUGUGCUAAUGAUGCAUUUGCUAAGAAACACAAGAAGGAAGCUCAAAAUUUAACUAUUGACAAAGAUUUAGGGCAGUUGGAAUUAAAAGGAGAGUCAAGUAACUCAGAUGAAGAAAUGACUCCUGUGACCUAAUUGUCCUUACUUGAGUUGAAAAUAAUAUGAGAACUUUAAGUCAUACUCAUUACCCAUAAAAAAUAAUUAUGUAGUAUUUGCUGUUCAACUUAUUUUCUCUCAUAAUGUGAAUUACAUUUGCAGUUUCAAAAAUGGUAUAAUUUAUAUUUAAAAAUGGAAAUUGCAUUUUAUUUAUAUUAAGUUGCCAAACUAGAAGAUAUAGUCUGUUUUUCAUUACUAUACCAAAAUACCAGAAGCUUGAAAACUUACAAAGAAGAGAAGUUUAUUUAGCUUGUGGUUUUGGAGGAUGAAGGUCUGGACAGCAAGCACAGUGCUAGCUCUGGCAAGGCCCCCUCUUGCUUCUGCAUUCUGGGUGCUUGGUGUUCAUGGUGGGAGCGCACGAUACAGGGAGAGAUCACAUGGCAAGACUGGAAGCCAGAGAAUGGAAGGAGCCAGUAAAGAUACUACAUCAGGCUCUGUCUCCUAGGGGUCCAGGAGAGUUAAAUGAUUUCAGGUUAGCUCCAUUUGAUGUUACAUUAUUUUUUGCUUUCUCAUUGUAAAAGGUGACAGCUUUUAUUCAGCCCUAAAAGUUGAGAACCACUGAUUAUAAUUGUUAACUUUUUCUUCUAGCAGCUAUAUUAAAUUUAUUACAGUACUUCAAAUGUCCUGAUAAACAUGAAUAUUCUAGAAUUUUGUUUUUCAAAGAGCUUACUAAAUACUAAUAUAUGUUUGUCUUUUAAAGGAUGCAAAUAUAUUUAAGUAUUUUCAAAAACAAAAAACAUGCUGUAUAAGAUUAGGUAUCAACUAAACUGUUAACAAUUUAUUCAAAGUGUUAUAACUUUUAUACUUCUGAAAAUUAAAAAUAAAAUUUAUUUCUAUAAUCUUA